UCCACGUGUUACAAAGAUUCUGGGGAAAUUACUUAGACCGUAGGGUCGUGGUCCGGGCAGAUGUGAGUACACUUGUCUAUGCUACUAGUAUAAUAGGCCUAUUCUACAAUUGUAGAUUUGCCAUAAUGUGACUACCCAGUCCAUCAAACUUUACAUGGAAUCCUCUUCCUACGGUGACAGUAUGUAGUUGCGGCUGAGGACUUCUAAACGAUUAAUUUCGGCUGGAAAGAGAAUAAUAUUUAAAUAGAGGAGAAACAGAAUUCCCUGUGGCUCUAUCCACAGCAUUCUUGCACACAGAUUUAUCUAACAACUUAUCACCUGAUGUAGUUCCUUUGGGAAAAAACAUUUUUUCACAACGGUAGAUAACUUGGUUAAACGGAGCAAUUUUUUCCGGAUUUUUGCGUCACGUUAUAGUAAUAGGUUAAAACUCAGGCACUGAUUACUCAGCGUUUCCAGUAGAAUUAGUCGCUGAUAUAAACGUUGAAGAUAAUAACAGCCACAUCACCAAAUGUGUCUACAUUUACACAAAUUAGAAACGUAUUUAGCGAUAGGCAAUAGGGAUUGUCCUAAGUGUCUGGAUUUUGAAUACUAGAUGGCUGCAUUCAGCCCGAGUUUCUAUCAAUUUCCUUGAUCAGUUGAUCUAGUAGGACUAAAAUGUCCUUAGGCUUGAAAGACUUUUGUUAACUUUCACUCUUGAGCGUCGUAAAGUGUCUCCAAAAUGGAAGGUUUGUGGGGUUUACUAAAUAAUUAUGUUCCUGUCCCGGAUGUAUGUCUCGUGAGGUUCUUUUGAGUUAUUUUUUAAUCAAGAUGCUCUUCGAGAGCAUAUUUCCAACACUAUUCACAUGUAUUUUUCGAACAUAAGUGAAUAAUUGAGUGGUGAGGGAUUCUCCACUUUUUUGGCACUAUAAAAAAUAACGCAGAGUCUCAGCUAAUUUAAACAUCAAAAACUCUUGAUAUGGGUGAGAAUUGUAAGGUUUAUCAUCAGAAAAAUUAAGUAUAAGGCACUUCCUCACAGUAUUGUUAUAUUUCUCGUCUUAAAAGUUGUAGGAAAGGUUUGAACAAUUUUCCAGGCUGACUUUAAGAGGAUUAUCACAAGCCAUUGUUCUCCACCCCAUGUUUUUUAAAACUUUUAAAGUUGAGAGUGUUCAGGCCUGGGUGUCUUGUUACUGGGAUGUCCUUACGACUUUUUUGGUGACCGUUUUGUUGAUCUUGCGAUCAGAUGUUUGGGUAUAGGUUAACAACAAAAAGCUUAUGAUUAUCACGUAAAGAGAUGAUGUGCAUUAUCUUUUGCUAAUAUUUACACCAUUUGGAUUGAGGUGUACUAGUUUUGGUCUAGGUUAACUUGAACCGUAAAUCUCAGUUCUUCAGUUCGCUUUCAUUCAUAACGUAAAUGCAGCUUAAAGACUCACGUAUGCUUAUAGUGUUACCUUGUAGAAAUGUAAACUUCAAUAACUUCACGAAUAUCAAAGCAAACUGGUCCUUAUGAGUUCUCUGCUCGAUUGAACGAUCGUUAUGCAUCCAUGGUGGUAUAAAUAAUGAUAAACCAGAUACUUGUUUAUGGCGUAACUGACAACUCUAAAAAAGCGACUACAAUUUAAGCAGUUUUUAGAACACCAACAAAAUUCUCAUCAAUUAGUUGUUACCAUCAAAAUAUAACUAUAGUCUCAUUAUUUCGACCAGAUAUUAGCCUAAAUAUUCAUGUAUAUGACCAUAUUUACUUAAUAAGGAGUAUAAAACUAGUUAUGCUAAUUCAUCUGAGUAACUGCAGUUCUAAACAUCAAUGGGGAAAUCCAAACAACCAAUACAAAUGAAUUAAAGUUCAUUUCACAAGUCAGUGGGUAUUUUAACUCAGUGGCUAAGUGGAUGACGCGAUGUUGAUUAAAGCGAACGAUACUUGGUGAACAUCAAUCCUGGCAUAUGGCAGAUACGUUCAUCUGACACCGGAUUCUACUACUAGCCACCACCCAUUUCUGCUUAUAAUGGUAGUUGUAUUGUAUAUCAUUGAAUAUAUAUAUAUCAGUGAAUUUAUACUCUUUUGAUAUGUAGAUGAUUUCGCAUCACAGAGUGUACAACUUCUUUAUCUUAUGAGUUUUAUAGAUAUUCCAAUCUAGUGGUGCGUAUAUAUUUUGAUGCCCCUUUGUACCAAUGUUUAGAUAAAUAAAAUAGAUAUAUAUUAAUGUCCCUCUCUGUCAUAAUAAAACGUAAGACUUAUAUAUUUGUCAAGCCAUGUGUUUUGAACCAAUGUUGUUCACGGGUUAAGCAGUUUACCAUUUUUUUAAUAUCUAUCUGUAGAUUAAAUUUCUACCAAAUAAAUGAGCAUCAAACCAUGUCUACGUUGAGUGAGCAGAUUUCUAUACAAGAAGCUGUUCAAAACGAAUUGCAACAAACUGUUUUCUCACAGCCUAUAUACGAACGUUUUAGUGGCAAUAUCUUUUUUCCUGUUUCUCGUACAAAUGUUUUAAUCCAAUGUAAAGAAAAACUUUUAAAACUGAGUAAAAAUUCAUCCGAAUUAAAAACGGACAAGGACUAA
Molecule: messenger RNA, 2530 nt
Organism: Schistosoma rodhaini
Lineage: Eukaryota; Metazoa; Platyhelminthes; Trematoda; Strigeidida; Schistosomatidae
Source: the annotation of a GenBank genome assembly